CUUAGUCUCUUGUAAAGAGGGUUUUUUUUUCUUCCAACAGGUCAUACACCAGCACUUUGUAACCUUUAGUUGUACCAUAGCAUCUCAUCCUUUCUUUACCUUGGCUGAAUCUCAGGGCCCAGUGGAGCUCCAGUCCUCUUUAGGGCUUCUUACACCUUCUGUUUAUUGAAUCUCCCCCCCACCGGCAAAGCGACUGGCGGGACAGAACAGACGUUUUUUUUUCUUCCCCCCUCUUUCUGACCCGCCAUGUUUCUGGUGCUAGUGGUGACGCCGGAGCUGAGGGAGUUCUUGGCCAGGGCGAGAGGUGGAGCCGUGCGCCUCAUCCAGGUGCGCAUCCAAGACGAGCAGCUGGUGCUCGGGGCCUACAGAGAGCCAGAAAAGAGCUGGGACCAGGAUUACGAUCGCUUCCUUCUACCCCUCCUGGAUGACCAGGAGCCCUGCUACAUCCUGUACCGCCUCGACUCCCAGAACGCACAAGGCUUCGAGUGGAUCUUCAUCUCAUGGUCCCCUGAUGAGUCCCCGGUGAGACAAAAGAUGCUGUACGCUGCCACCCGGGCCACAGUGAAGAAAGAGUUUGGCGGGGGCCACGUGAAAGAUGAACUAUUCGGCACAGCUGAGGAGGACGUCUGUCUGCUGGGCUACCAGCGUCAUGUGUCAUCCUGCUCGGCUCCGGCCCCGCUCACGCUGGCCGAGCAGGAGCUGCAGAGGAUCAAAAUCACAGAGGGUAGGGUUAAGCAGGUUAAGACAGAGAUCAGUGUGGAGAGCAAACACCAGACUCUGCAGGGCCUCGCUUUCCCACUUCAGGAUGCAGCCAAGGGUGCUCUCCAACAACUGGCUCAGAAGCGCAUCAACUACAUACAACUGAGGUUGGACACAGAGAGAGAGACAAUUGAGCUGGUCCACUCCAAUCCAACAGAAACUCGCGACUUGUCCCACAGAGUCCCAACUGACACACCCAGAUAUCACUUCUUCCUCUACAAGCACUCCCACGAGGGAGACUACCUGGAAUCUGUGGUAUUCAUAUACUCCAUGCCGGGUUACAGCUGUAGCAUCAAGGAGCGGAUGUUGUACUCCAGCUGCAAGAGCCGACUGCUUGAAGAAGUGGAAAAAGAUUACCACUUAGAGGUCACUAAAAAGCUGGAGAUCGAAAACGGAGAUGAACUGACAGAGGAAUUCCUGUACGACGAGGUCCAUCCCAGGCAGCAUGCCCACAAACAAGCCUUCGCUAAGCCCCGCGGCCCAGCAGGAAAGAGGGGACACAAGCGUCUUAUCAAGGGCACAAAACAGGAAAGCUAGGGCUAAUCGAAGAAUUUCUCCUCCUAUAGGAUCAAGCCCAUCCCAGUUUCAGCCCCCCCCCCGCCCCAGAGUUUUACCAUGCCAAUGGGCACCCCGGCAGGUCUUGAGGGGGGGGGGGCACAUCUCUGGAUUUCUUUUUGUCAUUUGUACAUUGACGACCCCCCCCCCACACACACUUGUGAUUUUAACAUUUUUAGCAUGGGUGCCUUUCGCUAACACUCAAAAGAGUAAAUUAGAUGUGAAUUCGAGAUUUUCUCAUUUUCAUUCUGUUUAAGUCAAUUUGUAACCGGCUCCAAGAGAACAAAUACAUCCGAACACAAUAGUAUUCAGUUUCAGUUUUCAAAAAACAAAAAUAAAUAAAUAAAUACAUAAAAUAUGCACAGCACUAUUGGCUGAACUGCUCGUUUCUCUCAUGUGUUGUUUUGACCUUUUUACCAUAUAGACUUCUACUGAAACUGUAUUAUAUAAACCAAUGUUUAAAGUUCUCCUUUUGUUGCUUAUGUCUUGCCUCCACCAAUAUUUUGUAUCAACUGUGUUUAUAUGAACAAAUGAUAUGACAGGAAAUUCCAAAUUAAACCUUGUUUAUA
Messenger RNA from Lampris incognitus (smalleye Pacific opah), 1883 nucleotides. RefSeq names its product twinfilin-2. Gene Ontology annotation, cellular component: myofibril; actin filament; cytoplasm. Gene Ontology annotation, molecular function: actin filament binding; actin monomer binding. NCBI's taxonomy places the organism in Eukaryota, Metazoa, Chordata, Actinopteri, Lampriformes, Lampridae. The transcript is spliced from 9 exons. The coding region runs from base 247 to 1296 and encodes 349 amino acids. Gene Ontology annotation, biological process: actin filament depolymerization; barbed-end actin filament capping; regulation of lamellipodium assembly. The record is from RefSeq and is a predicted model, not a curated record.